GCGGAGUGACCAGGGAAAGUAUCAGCCUAUAAUUCACGCUGUUCCGGUGUUAUAACUGUCUCUCUCUUUCUCUUCUCUUAUUCUCUUUGACCCAAUUCAUUUCAAUUAACAAUUCAUUUCCAACAAAAAAUGCGGAGUUUCACUUUCUUCGAGCGAGUUUCCAGAGCUUUCCAUGACCAUGGUUCCAACUUCAAGCUUCUGAUUCUCUGCACCACCCUAAGUGGUGGAGGGGUUCUGGCUUACGGAGAGGCUGUAGGGGCAUCUGAAGCGGCGGUGCCGGAGAAAAAAAAGGUAGUGGUGCUGGGAACAGGGUGGGCUGGCACGAGUUUCUUGAAGAAUCUGAACAAUCCCAGAUAUGAGGUUCAUGUGGUCUCUCCUCGCAAUUACUUUGCAUUCACUCCUUUGCUGCCCAGUGUUACCUGCGGCACCGUGGAAGCCCGCAGCAUUGUCGAACCUGUCCGCAAUAUUUUUCGGAAGAAAAUGGUGGACAUUCAAUUCAGUGAAGCAGAAUGUCUUAAGAUUGACUCAGCAAACAGGAAGGUAUACUGUCGGUCUAAUAUAAGUAACAACGAGAAAGAAGAAUUUGUGGUGGACUAUGACUACCUAAUCAUAGCCGUAGGAGCAAAUGUCAACACAUUUAAUACUCCGGGAGUGACUGAGAAUUGCCAUUUCUUGAAGGAAGUUGAAGAUGCGCAGAAGAUUAGAAGAACCGUUAUUGACUGCUUCGAGAGAGCAAGUUUGCCAAGUUUAAGUGAGGAAGAAAAGAAGAGAAUUCUUCACUUUGCUAUUGUUGGAGGUGGUCCAACUGGAGUUGAGUUUGCAGCCUCACUACAUGACUUUGUCACUGAGGAUUUGGUCAACUUAUACCCUGGGAUAAAAGAUUUAGUUAAAAUUACGCUUCUGGAGGCUGGAGAUCAUAUUUUGAGCAUGUUUGACAAAAGAAUCACUACUUUCGCUGAAGACAAGUUUAGAAGAGAUGGUAUUGAUGUCAAAACAGGGUCCAUGGUUGUGAAGGUUUCUGAUAAAGAAAUUUCUACUAAGGAAAUGAAAAAUGGAGGAGAAAUUACCACAAUCCCAUAUGGAAUGGCUGUCUGGUCAACUGGUAUCGGCACUCGUCCAUUUAUAAAAGAUUUUAUGUCACAAAUUGGUCAGACUAAUAGACGGGCCAUAGCUACUGAUGAGUGGUUGAGAGUUGAAUCAACUAGCAACGUGUAUGCACUUGGUGACUGUGCUACAAUAAACCAGCGAAAAGUCAUGGAAGAUAUUGCGGCAAUAUUUAAGAAGGCUGACAAGGACAAUUCAGGAACUCUUACUGUCAAGGAAUUUCAGGAGGUAUUGGAUGACAUCUGUGAGAGAUACCCUCAGGUGGGGCUAUAUCUAAAGAGUAACCAGAUGCACGACCUUGCUGAUUUGUUGAAAGAGUCCAAGGGAGAUGUUGAAAAAGAAUCUAUUGAACUGAAUAUCGAAGAACUCAAAACCGCACUCUCUAAAGUGGAUUCUCAGAUGAAAUUUCUUCCUGCUACAGCGCAGGUCGCAUCUCAGCAAGGCACCUACCUGGCCCAGUGCUUUAAUCGGAUGGAAGAGUGUGAGAAAAAUCCAGAGGGUCCCAUCAGAUUCAGGGGAGAAGGGCGCCAUCGCUUCAAACCCUUUAGGUACAAGCAUUUAGGUCAAUUCGCUCCUCUAGGAGGAGAGCAAACCGCUGCACAGCUUCCGGGCGAUUGGGUUUCAAUUGGACACAGCAGUCAAUGGCUGUGGUAUUCCGUCUAUGCAAGCAAGCAAGUAAGCUGGCGCACAAGAGCGUUAGUAGUAUCAGACUGGACAAGGCGCUUUAUUUUUGGGAGAGAUUCAAGUCAAAUAUGAAAGAGUUUAAAUAUUCUGCACAAGUGUUGCCUUGUCAAUUUUCAGUUGAAAUUUGUAUACGAAUUCUUUUUCCAACUUCUAAUUAUUUGAAUAACACAAACGGACACCCAAGGCGAAUAUCCAGAUGGGAUUUGUUAACAUAAUCGUAUUUAAGCAUGCUAUAGAAAAGAAUACCUUAGUAA
Vigna angularis (adzuki bean) is the source of this 2042-nucleotide messenger RNA. RefSeq names its product external alternative NAD(P)H-ubiquinone oxidoreductase B2, mitochondrial. The record is from RefSeq and is a predicted model, not a curated record. The transcript is spliced from 10 exons. The coding region runs from base 130 to 1860 and encodes 576 amino acids. NCBI's taxonomy places the organism in Eukaryota, Viridiplantae, Streptophyta, Magnoliopsida, Fabales, Fabaceae. Gene Ontology annotation, molecular function: calcium ion binding; NADH dehydrogenase activity.